Messenger RNA from Eufriesea mexicana, 3399 nucleotides. It is a transcript of the gene Cul4, whose product is annotated as cullin 4. The transcript is spliced from 11 exons. The coding region runs from base 163 to 2607 and encodes 814 amino acids. Gene Ontology annotation, biological process: ubiquitin-dependent protein catabolic process. Lineage: Eukaryota; Metazoa; Arthropoda; Insecta; Hymenoptera; Apidae. The record is from RefSeq and is a predicted model, not a curated record. Gene Ontology annotation, cellular component: cullin-RING ubiquitin ligase complex. Gene Ontology annotation, molecular function: ubiquitin protein ligase binding.
AGUUUCGUCAGAAGCAGGGUUCGAGAUAAAUAAGUUUUUCCGCUUGUCGAAUAGAGGGAUAAAGAGGCAGAAUUCUUUCGAAGCGGGAGGAUUCUUUCAAUUUCUCAGUGGAAAACCGUGUUUUCCGUGUGCUGAGGGCCGGUGGCCGAGUGAUGCACGCAUAUGUCUAGGCUCGGGGGGACUCAGGUUCUGGCCACAGCACAGGUGAAGAGGACGGCCGCUGAUCACGCAGCGGUGCUAAACUUUGGUGCUGCAAAACGCAGCAAGCUGUCCGCCGUUGCGGUCACGGAGAUCAACGAGAUUGAAAACAUGACGGAUACGGCUGCAGCCACGACCGAUACUCAAAAGAGGGCCAAUUUCUCAGCUUUAACUGUUGGGAAUCCGAACGGCGUCAACAAGAUUUCACCAAGUUUGGCAAACGCAAAACCUGGUACAGCUAGAAAGCUCGUCAUCAAAAACUUCAAAAAUAAACCAAAAUUGCCAGAAAAUUAUCAAGAGCAAACAUGGGAAAAAUUACAAGAAGCAGUAAUUGCAAUACAAACCAGUAAAAGUAUUCGUUAUUCAUUAGAAGAGCUUUACCAAGCAGUUGAAAAUAUGUGUAAUCAUAAGAUGGCAUCUACAUUAUAUAAAAAACUAACAAGGUUAACAGAAGCUCAUGUAGAAGCAAAUAUAGAACAGUUCUUAGCAGAAUCGAUGGAUAGGCAUAUAUUCUUAAAAAAAAUGAAUGAAUGUUGGCAAUCACACUGCAGACAAAUGAUUAUGAUUAGAAGUAUUUUUUUAUAUUUGGAUAGAACAUAUGUAUUGCAAAAUCCAAGUAUUUUAUCCAUUUGGGAUAUGGGUUUACACUUGUUCAGAGUAUAUAUUGUUCUGAAUAACUUAGUUCAAACACGUACAGUAGAAGGACUUCUUAUGCUUAUUGAAAAAGAACGUCAAGGUGAUACAGUGGAUAGAACGCUUCUUAAGUCAUUGUUAAGAAUGUUAUCAGAUUUACAAAUCUACCAAGAUGCUUUUGAAACAAAAUUUCUAGUUGCUACUGAAAGAUUAUAUGCUGCUGAAGGUCAACGACUGAUGAAUGAACAUGAUGUUCCAGAGUACUUAGCACAUGUAGACAAACGGCUUCAGGAAGAAAAUGAACGUUUGUUACAUUAUCUGGAUGCAUCUACAAAAUGGUCAUUAAUACACACAGUGGAAAAGCAAUUAUUGUCAGAACAUAUUACUAGCAUUUUACAAAAAGGAUUAAGUGGUUUACUGGAUGAAAAUAGAAUUAAUGAUUUAUCUUUACUUUAUAAUUUAUAUAGUCGAGUAAAAAACGGCCUUGUAGAACUUUGUCUAAAUUUUAAUUCUUAUAUUAAGAAAAAAGGUAAAACCAUAGUAAUAGAUCCUGAAAAAGAUAAAACUAUGGUUCAAGAACUUUUAGAUUUUAAAGAUAAAAUGGACAAUAUAGUUAAUACCUGUUUUCAUAAGAAUGAAAAAUUUGCAAACAGCUUAAAAGAAGCUUUUGAAGCUUUCAUAAAUCAACGUGCAAAUAAACCCGCUGAAUUAAUAGCGAAAUUUGUUGAUUGCAAGUUAAGAGCGGGUAAUAAAGAAGCGACGGAAGAAGAAUUAGAAAGAUUAUUAGAUAAAAUCAUGGUACUGUUUAGAUUUAUACAUGGGAAAGAUGUAUUUGAAGCAUUUUAUAAAAAAGAUUUGGCUAAACGUUUGUUAGUUGGUAAAUCAGCCUCUGUUGAUGCUGAAAAGUCCAUGUUGUCUAAGUUAAAACAAGAAUGUGGUGGUGGAUUUACUAGUAAAUUGGAAGGAAUGUUCAAAGAUAUGGAACUUAGUAAAGACAUUAAUAUUGCCUUUAAACAGUAUGCAGGAAAUUUGCAAAGUGAAUUAUCUGCUAGUAACUUGGAUUUAACUGUUUCAAUACUUACAAUGGGUUAUUGGCCAACAUAUCCUGUAAUGGAAGUAACAUUACCACCAGAAAUGGUUCAAUAUCAAGAUGUAUUUAAUAAAUUCUAUUUGGGAAAACACAGUGGUAGAAAAUUGCAAUGGCAACCUACCUUGGGGCAUUGUGUACUAAAAGCUUGGUUUAAUCAGGGAAACAAAGAACUCCAGGUUUCGUUAUUCCAAGCAUUAGUGUUAAUUUUGUUUAAUGAUGCUGAUAACUUGUCCUUAGAAGAUAUAAAGACAGCAACAAAUAUAGAAGAUGGAGAGCUCAGAAGAACUUUACAAUCUUUAGCUUGUGGAAAAGCCAGAGUAUUACAAAAAAAUCCAAGGGGUAGAGAUGUUGCAGAUAAUGAUAAAUUUGUUUUUAAUGCAGAUUUUACAAAUAAAUUAUUCAGGAUUAAAAUAAAUCAAAUUCAAAUGAAAGAAACGAAUGAGGAACAGAAAGCUACAGAGGAAAGAGUAUAUCAGGAUAGACAGUAUCAAAUAGAUGCAGCUAUUGUCAGAAUUAUGAAAAUGAGGAAAACACUCUCACACAAUUUGUUGAUUAGUGAACUGUACAAUCAACUUAAGUUUCCUGUGAAGCCUGCAGACUUAAAAAAGAGAAUUGAAUCUCUCAUAGAUAGGGAUUACAUGGAACGAGAUAAAGAUAAUGCAAAUGAGUAUAAUUAUGUUGCAUAACCUGAACCAAAUGCCAAAGUCAUUUUAGACUGGGUGGUCACUGUGUUUCAUAGCAAAAAACCAAUGAAUUUUGGUAUUUGUGUACUUGUAACAAAAAUAAAACACAAAACUUAAAACUGCUCGAAUAUCGGCAUAAUGUUGCAUUAUGUGGUUAGAUAAUAAAAAAAAAUUAGAGUGAACUCUAUUAAUUCGAUUUUUAUAGUGCGCAAUGAAUACUGGACAAUUAAGAUUCUCUUUCAAAUAGUGCUUUACUGUUGUUAUUCUUUUUCUGUUUCUGAAUUUUGCUAAAAGGAGGACCAUGUGCAGAAUAUCUUAAAUAAUACAGCAUUUAAAAAGUACAUCAACAAUUUUUUAUGCAGAACAAUUUUUCACAGCAUACAGAUCUAAGAAGAUAAUAUAGUAAAAAUAUUCUAAGAUUUAAAAAAGAAUGCGGUGACCGAAAGUGAACAAGAAUGCGUUAUUUAUAACAAAUAGAAAAUAUAUUAUACUGUGAACGUUGAACGUACUGGUCAUAGAAAUAAUUUUAAACAAAUGGAAAAUACAUUAUAUUGAAUAUGUUCGUGUAUUGAAUAUGUUCAUUACAUGAAAAAAUACUUCAUUAUAGAAUUUUAAAAAUAUCAGAAAACAAGAUAUAAGACACUACGGUAUGUGCAUAUUGAAAAGACGAAGGCCAAAAUGUUUGAAGAAAUUUUAUUAAGAACAUAAUAUUAUGAAUUUCUAUAACAAAUUUUUGUACAUUACCUUAUAAUACAGAGUAUUUAAAUAAGAAAAAAAUACAUACUUUGUACAAAU